AUGACGGCGACCUGCGCGCGCUUGGCGGCCUCGGCGACGAGGGUAAAGUCCUUGAGGAAGGCAUCGGUAGACGGCGACGUGGGUAGCUGGGCGGGAGGCUGCGGCACCGCGGGCUGCGCGAUGGCGUUGGCAGGGGACGACUGUUGUGUGGAGGAUAGAGGGCCCGAUGAAACGGCGCGCGAGCCCAUGGGCGAGGUGAUCGGGGCGUUCAUGUUGUGCGACGGGUACUCCUGCACGAUGGCGGCGAAGGCGUUGACGAUGCGCUGCGUCUCCCGACGGUGGGGGAGGCGAUGCAAGUUAAAGGCACCGUUGCCUGGCUCUAAUAACAAAGCCGGCGCGCUCGUGGACUGGGCAACGCUCAAAGAGUCAAUGACGAAACGUUCAUGUGCGUGCGAGGCUUGUGACGAUGCAGCCGAGACUAAAUGGGCGAGGCAGGCGUCGGCGGGGUGCAGGACGGCGUCCGGCUUCGGCAAACGGCGAAGUGUGGAGAAGCCGAGAUGGGACCGCGACUGCUGUAAGAACAAAAAAGGGACAGACAGCCCCAGUGAUGGAGAUGCCGUCAAAGGUCUUGAGGAUUGCCGGGCUGCUGUAUCGGUCGACGGGUGCGACUCGAGACGUGAGACGUGGGCGGGCGGGAAAAAAGAGUGGCCCCUUCUGACCGGGCGGCGAAUCCGUGAUGCCUCGGCCUGCCGACACCGAGCGACCCGUUCGGGGCUCCGUACUCUGACGUAG
Messenger RNA from Purpureocillium lilacinum, 732 nucleotides. The record is from RefSeq and is a predicted model, not a curated record. NCBI's taxonomy places the organism in Eukaryota, Fungi, Ascomycota, Sordariomycetes, Hypocreales, Ophiocordycipitaceae.